GAUAGAGGAGGACUCGGGUCCCGACUCGACUCGGUCCUCCACCCGCCCCGGGAAUACCUCUAGUUCUCCCUGGCCGCCGCCGCCCCGCUGCUUCCUCUUCUACCCUCCCGCCGACCUCCUUCGGGCGUCCUCACUCGCCUCGGGACUAUGCUUUUCUCGGGAGCCUCCAUCUAGGCGCAUGGCUCCAUGAAGCAGGAGGAAGAGAAGGCAGAGCGCGAGAGGUCCCGUCCGCCCCGGCCGCGUCUGGGUCAGGAGAGAAGGUAUUGGAAGAAGGAAUGGAAUUGGAAGAAAGAAGAUUCAUUCCAGAGACAAAAUAGCUUCCCUUUCCUAUUGUAGCUGUUUCCUCUGGGAUUAUAAACUUUCUGCUUUCAAGUUCUGCAGCAUUCCAGAUCAAGAACACCAAAUCAGGAUGGGAAAAAGACGCUGUGUUCCUCCCCUUGAGCCCAAGUUGGCAGCAGGCUGUUGUGGGGUCAAGAAGCCCAAAUUAUCUGGAAGUGGAACACACAGUCACGGGAACCAGUCCACAACUGUUCCUGGCUCAAGUUCAGGACCUCUUCAAAACCACCAGCAUGUGGACAGCAGCAGUGGUCGAGAGAAUGUAUCGGACUUAACUCUGGGACCUGGAAACUCUCCUAUUACACGAAUGAAUCCUGCAUCCGGAGCCCUGAGCCCUCUCCCCCGGCCCAAUGGAACUGCCAAUACCACUAAGAACCUGGUGGUGACUGCAGAAAUGUGCUGCUACUGCUUUGAUGUACUCUACUGUCACCUCUAUGGCUUUCCACAGCCACGACUUCCUAGAUUCACCAAUGACCCCUAUCCUCUCUUUGUGACCUGGAAGACAGGGCGAGACAAGCGGCUUCGUGGCUGCAUUGGGACCUUCUCAGCCAUGAAUCUUCAUUCAGGACUCAGGGAAUACACGUUAACCAGUGCACUUAAGGACAGCCGAUUCCCCCCCCUGACCCGAGAGGAGCUGCCCAAACUUUUCUGUUCUGUCUCCCUCCUUACUAACUUUGAAGAUGCCAGUGACUACCUGGACUGGGAGGUAGGGGUCCAUGGGAUUCGGAUUGAAUUCAUCAAUGAAAAAGGCAUCAAACGCACAGCCACUUAUUUACCUGAGGUUGCUAAGGAACAAGACUGGGAUCAGAUCCAGACAAUAGACUCCUUGCUCAGGAAAGGUGGUUUUAAGGCUCCAAUUACCAGUGAAUUCAGAAAAUCAAUCAAACUCACAAGAGCAAAGCCAAAGUGCUAUGAAUUCUGUUCUGAUGACCCCGUGAUAUGGCAUAUUCAUCUGGGGAUUGAGACCUUCCUAUAGCCAAGGAUCCAUUAACCUGCUUCAUCAGAAUUUGACUCAGAAUUAGGUAUCGAAGUGAGAAGGUGACAAUCAGUUAUGCAGAGUAUAUUGCUUCUCGACAGCACUGUUUCCAGAAUGGCACUCUUCAUGCCCCGCCCCUCUACAAUCAUUACUCCUGACACACGGCUACAUGACCAGUCUCACCCCCCUGUGGCCACCAAUGGCUAUGACAUCAUUGGAGCAGAUGCCUCCUCUUCCUGGUCCAGUUACUUCUAUUACUGCACCAUUUUAUGAUGCUAGCUUCCGUUGCCAAGUCUGCCUCCUGCUGACUGGAGGGUGUGGGGAUACAUUGAAUGCAACAGAACAUGAGGGGCCCAAGCCUUAUAUCAGCCUUUACUCAAUCUGGGGUUCUGUUGGACCAGGGCUCCCCAAUAACCAGUGAGAACGGCUGUGUGGGUUCAGAAGACCUGGUGAUUUUCUACAUGUGUUGGCCACACACUGAAAACUGGAAUAGACAGUGAUCCAUGGAGGCUUCUUCCCCAAUCCCCCACAGCCCACCAGAUUAAUUAGGUGUACUCCCUGGCAGUCUGGGCAACGGAGACCAACAUGAACCACUUUUAGGUUGUUUUAAAUUCUUUUUUAAACUUCCAGUUUAUUGUGUACCAAGAGUUGAUCCACAACCUCCAUGCUUCAUAAGUGAAACACCAUGUUAGGGUUGGAUGUGGGUACCAUGAGCCCCUGUGAGUCCUGGACAAGAUUCUCAUACCAAGAUCAGAAGUCCUGUGGAUGACAUUUCAUUGUGCAGUAAGCUGUGAAGGUUUUCAUGCUUACCUGACUCUCAGCGGACAUUCUGGUACUCUUCCUGCAUUGAGUCUCCUGGUGUUGAACAGAGCUCUGUGGCAUAGCCUGCUGAGGAAUGGAAUGGAGAUGCCCAUAGAGGUCCUAAUAUCAUCGUUGUAAGCAGGUGUAAAGGAGAGAUCUCUUCCUCACCACCCGGCUACCUCAACUCUUUUCUGGUAGCAGUGCCUAUGUAGCUGCAUCUAGGUUCUCAGAAGCACAGACAUGUAAACAGGUGGUUGGGUUGGGCUUUAGGACAUACUGUCACAGGAGAGCUUCCAGGGUCUCUGAGCUGGUUUUCUUCACAGGCAAACAUCCUGAGGGACCUUUUAAUAGGGGAGUUCUUUUUUCUGAUUUGCCUGCAAAAGUAGGAAGACUUGAUAUAUCAGUCCUCGAUAGGACUCUAGAACAAUGCUGUGUAAUAAAACAAGGUGAACCUUUAACUUGCCUACCAUACUGGGACUCUUCACCUCACCAGUGCUAAUGUCCACACUGUUCGUGUUGCUCAUUUCAACUCUUGACAUUCCCUCUCCCAUCUUUACUCAUUCCAAAAUAGCUGUUAGCAAAUUCUUUUGGUGGCAAAACGGAUAGCACUAGGAAACUAGGGAGGUGCUUUGAAAGCUCCUUCUCAAAGGCACCGCUCAGGCAACUCAGAGGAAGCGGCCAGCUUGAAGAGGUCAUCAUCCUGAGGAUGACGCACUGGUUUUUAGCAACUGUAUAGAACUCAUGAGGCAGAUGUGGCCUCAACUUGGUGAACAUAUGUUUUGAUUUCUUUGUCAGAGUAGAUGUGAUGGUCUGGCUUUCCAAAAUGGGCAAACAUUCAAGUCCUAAGAUCUGAGUUUCUUGUGCCAGGAAUGGAGGAGGGAAAGACAGCUACUUCCUAUGUGCUAUUCUAGGCAUCACUUCAAAGGUCCUCGGUGUUUUUGUUUUAAAACUUGGCAAAGGUUGUACCAGGAAUGAUCCCAGACCUUGAAUGGAUGAGGGAAGUGCUGAUGACAUUGGAAUGCCCCUUACUGCCAGGUUGGGUUCCUUCACAUGCAUAGGAUGAAGGGGUCUCAUGCUGCUGAGGAGAAUGAAGGCUGUUAUUGACAUGUGGCAGCAGGUGCUCUCAGGUGCCAUGGAUUGAUGCAGGGUGCUCAGCUCUGGACUGAGCUACCCACCUCCAAUUUGUAAAACAGUAUUGAUACAUAGGGCUACACUCAUUACUGUUCAAGCGUUCUAUGUUAAGAGUUGUUUAAUUUCUAAAGAUUUAAAGCAAAAUGCAAAAAAAAAAAAAAAAAAAAAAAAAAAAUGGUGCUAAACUUCACCCCUGAGCACUCAGUGAGACUGGUCAUGCAAGCAUCUACAGUGCCAUGCUCCUCAAGCCUGUUUUUCUUGUAGAAAUGUUGCCCUAUCUUGUCUUCCCCAAUGUAUAGUUAUGUAUUAUUUUGAGGGUGGGGUCGAAUACCUGCCAUUAAGAAAAUGAACAGAAAGACCCAAAAAGGUGGGGGUAGGGGAAUCAGUAAAUAAGAAUCCAGCUGGCAAAGCCCAGCAUCACACUGAAGUGGGCUCAGUGGUUUCAGAGUGAAGAAGCCUUACUCCCUGCACAUUCCCUCAUGUUCCCAUAGUAGUCAGCAGUACAAAAGUUCCUUCUGCCUUGUCAAGGAGACAAGGCAGAAAUUGGCUCUAUUGGUGUCAGUCCUGACCGGAGCAUUCACAAGUUGGCUCAGUCUUGGUCACCUCAUGGGAACAUGUGGCAGAUAGCUCUCAGGAAAAAGCAGUUGUGGAUUGUCCACAUGGGGGCUUAGUGUAGGGAGGUAAUGCUCUGAAUUAGGACUGAGCUGCCUUCUACACAUUGACCAAAGCAGUGAUAAGGGUGGCCAGUAUGGGGCCAGUUAGUGGUGGUAGUGGAAAGGGACCGUUUCCUGCCCUGUUUCCUUUAGCGAUAGGCUGCUCAAACUAACAGAGGUCCCCACUGUUUUCAAAGAACCAGCCGAACUCUACUGGCUUGGUUUGGAAUUUGUUUCAUCCCUAGCUGUGAGUGCCUUUUGGUCUGGAAAGUUGGCUUGUCUCAUCAUACCCACAGCUAGGACAUAUACUCUGUAAUUAUGAAUUGUCCUUGUUUUCCUGAGCUAAAAGUGAAUGUCUUUGAUCACUAUUAGAGUUUUGUCAGUGUUGGGUUGUUUCCACUGUGAGGUUCUUAAAAAUGUUUUCGCUUCAUAAUGUUAAAAUAAUUCAUGUUAGAAACCCUUUACAGAUGAAGGGUUUGUAGUUGAGACAUUACAUAUAUUUUGCUGUUUAUAAUAAAAAAUCAUCUAUACAAAAGUCUUGGGUGUUAAUUUUAAUAUUUUGAGCAAAAUCUGUUGCCAUGCUAUGUUAACAUUUACAACUCAUGGUGUUAACUUUCCAUUGAGAUUUCUGAAGCCUAAAAAACUGUUCUUUGUGUUUUUAUUUUUUGGUUUCCCUGAAGAGACUGUAUGGCCUUCACUGCAAAGACUUCAGACCAAUUAUUUGUAUUACACUUGGUUGCCUCUUGGCUAUAUAACUUCUGAGUACAAGUCAUCAGAGUCCUGAAUGAAGUAUUGUAGAGAAUAAAUCAUAAUGGAUUAAAAA
Messenger RNA from Arvicanthis niloticus (Nile rat), 4720 nucleotides. The record is from RefSeq and is a predicted model, not a curated record. Lineage: Eukaryota; Metazoa; Chordata; Mammalia; Rodentia; Muridae.